GUUUAUACCUAAAUAUCUGCGGCCAUGGCGACACGUCCCGAGAGGGUCCGCAGGACACAAAGAGCUCCGAAAAGCUGUUUUUUCUGCUCCCGACGCAAGACCAAAUGCGACAAAUCGAUUCCUUGCCGGCCCUGCCGAUCGCGAGGACAGGCUAAUGAAUGCUUUGUUGAAACAGUAGAGGUGAAAGGGCAGGUAGUGACAUCUGAUCAAACGCCAACUACUCAGCCCAGCUACUCAGAAUUAUUAGACGAAAAUGCCCGUCUCCGAUCGCUUGCACUGCAGGGGUCAUCUAAGAUCGCUCGUCCCAUUUCAUCAUUGGCUUUGAUAGACCAGGAAGAGCAGGAGCUCUAUCUUUGCCUCCGAACCCAUUAUCGGCCUGCGGGUAUUGCAAGUGCGUCGGAGGUCAUCUACCCAUCCGAUGAAUCUUGUCGUAUUCUCUUCUCCCAGGCUGCAAAGUGGGCCUGGCUUCACUCGGCCGUCUCUCCCGCCACUCUCGAGCAACAAGGGCUUCGAGAUAAACCAAACCAAUUAUGCAGAGAAUCGCCAACUACCUCGGACGCGUCGUGGUUAGCUCUGUAUUUCAGCCAUCUUACUGUUCGCAAUCCUGACCUGAUAGGGAUCGCAUAUGCAGAUGAGAUAUCUCUUGGGGAAUGUGGUAUCUCUAAAGAGAGGGUUGCUUUCUUACGAGAAAAUUGGUACGACGCUGCUUUGUAUUUCCUCCACCAAGCGGACUUUCUCCGUCUAUUGGAUGUCCGAAACAUCCAGACAAUCUCAAUUCUCGGAACCGUGUUCUCAAACUUUGGUGACCUGAAUCUAUACUACAAUCUGCUGGGAUGUGCAGUCCGGAUUGGCGAAAGCCUCGGGAUCAAUAAUGACUACACCCAUCAUACAGGGAUUCUCCCGGAUCUUGAAUCUCAGCGGUCUCUAUGGUGGUCUCUGGUCAUUCUGGACUGGCUAAACAUUCCAUUAGGCCAACCUUGCAUUCGUGAAAACGAUUUCCUGGUCGAGAUGCCUUUCAUCUCUGAAACACAGUCCGAUUGGGACUCCACCAACUACCAAGCCAACAUGUGCAAAGUGGCUCUGGUGCUGUAUAGGUUCCAAACAGCCAUCUGCGCCUCAAUGGACUGGGAAACUGUCGAAAAUGCGGUCAUCGUGGCUGAUGAGAAGCUCGUUAAUCUGAAGGCAGAACUGAGCUCGUGUACUGAGUCAGGGGGCCUCGAGAACACAUACGUGGGUACAGAUACGUCAGACGCCUCCGAUUGUAUUGGCUCUAUCCAGCGACGAAGUCUGCUGCUGAUACUGUUCUACUACCGCAUCCUGAUCAACCGCACACUUAUCCACCAGACACCAUCGACGAGAGCGAAGAAAGUUUCGUUUUCAAGAUGCUCCGAGUCCGCUCAUAAUAUACUCAAAUUAUGCACAGAUUUGGGUACCAAGGGCCAUUUGGUGGCUUCGUGGUACGGGCGUCUGGAUUCCAUUCCUCUUAGUCCAUUUCAUCUGACUGUAUCGAAUGUUUUGGUCGUAUACGGGUCUCGGUGUCGUUGUGAACCAGGCCAUGAUCACAUGGCGGAUGUUGCCGCUGCCGUUCAGAUAUUUGACUCUUUGUCGCACAAAAGUGCUUUUGGGUGUGGAAAACAGGGCUUCCCGUCCGCUCAGCCGUACUUAAGCCACACGCCGGGAGGUUUAGUGCCCCCAAAACCCCAUAUGAAGAGCUAA
This is a messenger RNA of Aspergillus japonicus CBS 114.51, 1716 nucleotides long. The record is from RefSeq and is a predicted model, not a curated record. Lineage: Eukaryota; Fungi; Ascomycota; Eurotiomycetes; Eurotiales; Aspergillaceae.